AUGACGGCGGGGAUUCCGAAUCUGAAGCUGCGCCGUCUCCCAGAAAGGGGCCGUAGCCCUACUCCCAAGGUCCCGGCGCCUAGUGAUCGCCCCAGGAGCACCAGUCCAGGUUGGCAAGUCGUAGGCAAAGGGAAGCGAGGGCCCAAGGGAAGUCCGGGAAAGGGCAAAGGUGGCCCAUCGAAUGAUGCUCCGCCUCGCCGCGUCUCUUUUCAGGCACCAGUUGAGCAGUCCCCACCUCAGACUCAGGUGGAAGCCACUUUGCUGGCGCAGCUGAAAGCACUAGUGACACAGUGUGAAGCCACUGGCACGAAGGGCCUUCUUAGCAAGCUUAAGGCGCUGGCUCAGGUGCCUGAGCCAGCUCCCAGGUUUGUGCCAGGGCCUGCCUCAAGGCCUGGUCCCAAGCUGCCGUCUGCGCCCCAGUCUAGGGCUCUUUCAAGCACUCCUGCGUCCGGCAAGGGUGGCGGUAAGUCUAGGAAGGAUGCGCAGGGCCCUCAGGGUCAGCAAUCCUGGGCGAUUGACACCAAGUGGUGGCCGGGAGUUCUCAGCUCGGCAGCUACGCUAGAUCAGUCACUAGAGGAAGGCGAAGAGCCCGGCGACAACGUGGCUGCCACUGUUACCCUCGAGCAAGCCAAAGCGUUGAUGGGGCUAGCUAAGGUCCAUGAACUCAAGAGCAAAGUUGCUCUGAUCAUCAAGGACUGGCAUGGACCCAAAGCGCCGGAGGGGCUCACAGCCACCAAGACAUGGAUCCGCCUUGCUGAUAGCAAGUGGAAAGAGGUGUGGACUACAGCUCUCGCCCAAGAUCUUCCGACGUGGGGAAGCGUUCCUAAGGUUGUCGAAUGCAAAACGGUUCCUGAGCAGAUCAAGCAAGCUACCCUCAAGGUCAUCAUUCCCAAGGCCUUCCAACCUCCUUGUGACUGGGAUGAGUUGUGUCGCAAGCCCGCCUCAGCUGUCAGAACUUUGCUGCCGGAAGCUCUGUCUGUUCGGAGCUACGGUUGGCACUUGCUCGAGCAGAGAGACGAAGCAAUCUGCGGUUUCCUCAAGCUCCCUGCUGAUAAGUCUCCUUUGGUCCUCGCGAACUCAGGUGCCAAAGGUUUCUUUGUUAAGAGGAUUGACGGUCAGGCCGACCCAGGCCAGCGAGUCCCGAUCAAGUGGAUCCCUCACAACAAGCUUAAAGCCCAGGCCUACUUUGCUUUGGCGAAGCGCGAGGCCGACAAAGCCAAAACUUCUCUGGCUUACAGAUCAGGUGGAGGAUCGUGCUUGGGACUCAUCGGUAUCCCUGCGGGUGAGAACGGUUCCGAAGCCGCCCUCCUCAAACGCCGCUGGGCUGCAAAGAACGUUCCGUCUUCUUGGAGCCCACCACAGCUUCAGCAACUUCUCACGUCUCAGGGCUGGAGGGUCAUCUCGGAUAUCCAAGCGCCAGCUAGAGCGAGGGGCAUUUGGACUUUCAGCGCGGCCCCUGGGUCAGUUGAACCUAGCGGGCAAUGGUUUCUCAAAUGUGGUGAUGACAUAGGCACCAUUGAAAUCCAUGCUUGGCAGAAACGCUCAACUAAACCGGUUUCGCACCCCAUGAGAGCGGCACCUGCGUGGGUCACCCGUCCCCAAGACCCGCCGCAAGAUGGGGACAAGGCCUCCACUGCUCAUGCCACUACUGCUGCGGAGAAUGGUGAUGAGGUUCAACCCACGAUGUUUGACGCUUCCCUCCCUGACUCUGCAGGUGAGAUCGACAUGGAUGAAAAGCGCGGCAAUGCCAUGAGGCAAGGAGCUGUAUCUAGCAAGGUCCAGGAGAAGAUCGCUAAGGUGGCUCUCUCGCUCCGUACGAAGGCUACAGACUGGCUAAAGAACAACCAGGGUGCCUGGGUGCUCGAGUGGUACUCGGAUGCCGAAUGUAAUGAGCAGACCGAGGCGGGGGCCAUUCCUCAGGACGCUUCGGAAUAUCUUCAAGCCUGCAGGCGUCCGGCCAAAUGGCUUGACCCGUGGCUCACCAUGGCCUCAGCGCAUGUUCUGCAAGUUGAAGUGUUGGUGUUCAAGCACUUGCAUGGGAAAUGGAAGUUUCUGGAAAGGGUUGUUCCUCGGCACUCGGUGAGCAGCUCCCCUCUGAUGCUUUUCCUGAAGGAUAAACAUUUCUACACUUUGCCUUCUUCGGAGACCCCUCCCGAGAAAUGGGAUCUGAUCUGUCACGUUGGCUCCAACCCGCUCCUGAUGGGAGCAACUCCGUCCGGUGUCCCAGUGGAUUUGCCCGGCUCCUUCCAGAGGUCACAGGCGGGUCCUCCCUCUGACGAUGGAUACGUUGAAGGGCCCAAGAACGGUGUUGCCCCCCCGAAAGUGGACGGGCGGAGGGCUCUCCUCUCCAGCGAGACUCUCGUUCCGAGUCUGCUGCUUGGCUCCGCCCAGCUGACACGGCUCGUGACGGUUGGCAGCUCUGGUGGAGAUGUGAAGAACCGGGUGUCCGCGACUAGAGGCCCUCGGGUUCAGAGUAAGAUGGACUCCGCUACAAAGAGAAAGGUGCGUGAAGCGAAGAUUGCCAAGAAGAAGGCUUUUCAGGGUUGGAAGCACUCUGAGUCGUCGUCGUCCAGACCUCAAGUUGGAACGCACGGUUUGCAGUUGACUGAAGUCGAGGCUCCUGCUAAGGGCGCCAAGUUGCUUUGGUGGGUUUGCCCCAUCCCGAACUGCGGUUUUCAGGUUCACAGAAUCGUGGGACAGCAGGGCCACUCACAAACCAAGGACAUCCACCUUCGCAAAGCGCACGGCAUGGCCAAGGCCUUUCCCCUCACGAAGGCGGUGUCUUUGCAGAACACCCACAAUCGUUUGCUGAAGGCUCGGGAGGGUCAAAACCUCAAGUGGACGGCUUUCAUCAAGACUUUUAAUAAGAGAAGAUGGAAGGGCAGCCAUCACAUUGAGGUGGAGCCGUCGCUCUACAAACCCGCCAAGAUCAAGGACGGUAGCACCAUUCACGUCCCCUGGCACAAGUGCCAGGCCUGUGGCGUCCUGGUGAAUCGCAGCUGGCUCCAGCACGUUUGGAAUGCCUGCCAGGCGGUUGGGAAGCAAGCAGUCAAGGCGUUGUCCUGCGGCCUUUGCAAAGGGCUUAACGGGCAGCGCAUUGGGGAGGCCCAAAAUCCGGGUCCCGCUCACCCCAGAAUGAUUACCAUUUGGAAUCAGAACAUUGCCAGCUGGAAUCAAAAUGAGGAGGCGGUCUUGAAAACGGCCCUUGAUGACAACAUUCAGUUGAACCUCUCAGAUGCUGCGCUCUCAGGCGCCAGAAAUACGGCCCGCCGCUCAGGAUGGGAAAUGUACGUGGCUCGGCAGACGGGCAAGCGUAGAGGUGGCGUUGCCAUCUGUGUCCGUGAGCCCCUCGGCGUAUCCGAAGUCAAAAGCGAGUGUGCAGCUCAGUUCCAGUUUCUCAGGGCCACUGUUCAUGGAGCUGCCUCUCCAGUCACGGUGAUCUGCGGUUAUCGUGUGCCGGACGAAGACACAGGUUUUCUUGAGGCCCUUAACACUCUGGUUCAGGGCGCCUCCUGUCAUGACUGGAUCGUUUGCCUUGAUGGUAACCAGAAUCAAUUGGAGGGUCCCAUUCAUGAUCUUCUCUCUACGGAAAGAGCUAGCAUUGCGGCUGUGGCUCGCCACAAUCGUAGUGUCCAUCCCAUCGACGCAAUAUGGGUUUGUGAACGGCUGCAGGUCUCCUGCUCCUCUGAGCUCCCGGGCCUUGGAGACCACAGCAUCGCCAGUUGCACUCUUCAGGUUUCGUUUCAGAAAGGCCCUCGAGCCUGGAGAAUGGCCAAAACUAGAGCAUACAAACCUUUAGACCCGUCGAGUGGCGACCAGCAGGGUCCUGCGCCGCAGUGGCCUCUCAGCGCCUGCAGCUUGGAUGCCUCUCCCUCGGUUGAGUCCAAGUGGCGGCUCUGGUCUCAGGCGGCUGAGGAAUGGCUGGUUCUCUCGAAGUGCGUGCCUCAGGAGCGUAGCGAGAGGCCUCUUGGUAGCAUGCCUAAACUGCGUACGGCAGCUCACGCUGCCGGGCUUGCGCAGUCUCUUGAGGAGCGGCAGAUCCGCAGAAUCUUGCGGCGUUUCAGAGAAGCCCACGUUCAAUCCUGGAGAAGCAACGCCGUCGACCCGGGUUUAGUCAAGAAGCUGCUCAGGACUCCUCUGCAGGCAGAGGAGAGGCAGGCAGUCGCUCAGGGCCGCUGGGGCCUCGCAGUUUCCCUGGCCCAGAAAAGGCUGCGCGCCCAGCUUGCUAAGGGGCAGGCUAAGGCUUUAACCGAGUGGAAGCAUCGCGUCCACUCUCUGUCGGGAGCUGCCUCUUGGAUUAAAAGCGAAGGCCCCACUUCCCAAUGCAUCCAGAAUGCGGAGGGUCAGGUUUUCAGUAAUCGCCCUGCGGCCGCCGGUGCGCUCAAAGAUCAUUGGGGCACGAUCUUCGGGGUUCAUCAACCUGCGGACACGUACUGCGAAGCUUUUCAGCAGAAGUAUGGUGACUUUCUUCGUCCUCGCUCUCCGGGCCUUUCUCUCCCUCCGAUAGGGGCCCAAGAACUCAAAGCUUCCCUUAAGAAGAUGAAAGGCAAAGCGGCCGGACUCGACGGCUUCACCCCGGAUUGCUUGCUUUCUCUCCCGGAGGCUGGGCUUUCCCAGCUCGCGGACGUCCUGAACCACUGUGAAUCGGAAGGCCAGUGGCCGGAAAGCCUCACUCAAUGGAGGUUAGUCUUUCUUCCCAAGGGAAAGGGCAUCUGCCCGUCUUUGGAUGAGACCAGGCCCAUCGCAAUCAGCAGUGCGAUCUACAGAGCCUGGGGUCGCUUGAGACUUCUUCAGUUGUCUAACCACUUAGCCCGGGCCCUGCAGCCCUGGCAGGCAGGUGGAUCCAAGGGGGUCGACCCCGAAGUCUUGCUUCUCGCGACUGAGGUCGACUUCCCGGGGGAGACUUACAGUCAUGGUGUGGCUCUCGACGAUCGUAAAGCUUUCGAUUCGCUCGAUUAUCCGCUUGCGAUAAUUGGCCUCAGGGCCAUGGGAGUGCCAAGCACUGUCCUGGAUCUCCUGGAGAAUCAGUGGAAGAGACAAGUGCGAUGGGUCACCUUCGCUGGCGUCGUGUGUCCGGAGCCCUUAGAGCUCUGUGCAGGGCUCCCCCAGGGAGAUCCCUGGAGCCCUUUGGGCUUGGCAGCUGUGCUCGCGGCGCCGAAGCAAGAUGCUGCAAGACAAGCACCGGGCACGGAAUGCCUGUUGUACCUCGACGACAGGACCCUGCUUUCCACGUCUAGGGACUCUCUUCGCAUCGCCCUCGACACGUGGGGAGAAUUGGAACAAGUCUCGCGCAUGCGUACUAACGAAUCCAAAACCCAGUUUUUCUGUCGGAGCCCUAACUCAGCCGAUACGGCUGACGUGCUCGGAGCCUCGCUGGGCUCCUCAGACCGGCCGCUGACUCAGAAAGAGCAGAAGCGUAAGGACAAGGCUGCCUCUGUAGCAAGUCGUAUCGCUCUGCUCCCAGUUUCUCUGAAGAUGCGCGCGAACCUUUGUGCUACCGUUUUCAGUCCGAUCGCGGCUUGGGCGUGCCUCUUGAAUGGUCGAGAGCCGAAAGCAGCAGAGCUCAGUUGGUAUACUGAGACUUUCAGAAGAGCGGUCAAAGGGGGUGAUGCUAAGGGCGACCGAAGCAGCAGAGACCUGCAGCGGCUCCUGUUGCUAGGCCACACGGCAGACCUCUCAGUGGUCGCGGCCUGCAGGGUGCUUAAAGCAGCAGCUAGAUGGGCCUCGUACAAGCUCAGACUCGGUCACAGACCACAGCGUGCGGCCCUCAUGUCUGCACGACCCGUCAAGGCCUUAGAUGCCAGCUUGCCUGCACCUUGGAAGAGAAGCGGCUCUUGGGGACGCUGGACCAAUGGGCAAGUCUCAUGGAACAUUCUCGCAGAGAGUACUGAGCAGCAGCGUGCUGCUCACGAGGUUCGCGAGUCUUGGCGGCUCGUUAGGCUGCAGCGCUGGCUGGCCGCGAACCGCAAUGAUGCUCGUGAUGCUCGCAGUGAGGGCUUACAAGCUUCCAACGCGCUGGUCAAGCGCUUGCGCACCAUCGCAGGCCAGGUUGACGGGCACGGCGUCUCCAUCAUGUGCGGGGGCUUUGCCCCUGACGCGCGGUGGACACCGGCUGGUCCGGUGCGCGACAUGUGCUACAGUUGCAUGCAGUCGAUCACGCCGCACACUAGGCAUGUUUUAUGGAAUUGCGUGGCGCACGCGCACCUCCGCACAGUAAGUGUUCCGGCCUCUCUUCUUGCACAGCGCUUAGGAUGGGGGUCUCUUGACGUUCCAGUCCAAGAAUGUGUCAGGACUCUCCAGGUCAUGGCACGCAUUCGUGCCGCAGACGUGGCAGGGAGGCGCAAGCGUCCUCCCUGGAGGGAAGGCUGA
Molecule: messenger RNA, 6369 nt
Organism: Symbiodinium sp. CCMP2592
Lineage: Eukaryota; Dinophyceae; Suessiales; Symbiodiniaceae
Source: the annotation of a GenBank genome assembly